This is a messenger RNA of Mytilus californianus (California mussel), 6380 nucleotides long. RefSeq names its product ubiquitin-conjugating enzyme E2 D2B-like. Bases 5806 to 6366 code for a protein of 186 amino acids. NCBI's taxonomy places the organism in Eukaryota, Metazoa, Mollusca, Bivalvia, Mytilida, Mytilidae. The transcript is spliced from 6 exons. The record is from RefSeq and is a predicted model, not a curated record.
UUAUUGUUUGACUCUCUUUUUUGUUAGAAAAAGGUAUAUAGCUAGGAGUCAAUUAAAAUUUCAAACAGAACGUAGAAAAUACCCACGGAACCAGCGGGAUUUCAUUUAAUGAUUUUUUCAUCGCUUUUUAUCUUUAAGUCGGUUAUUUAUUUAUUACAAUACAACAAAGCUUGAGAUGACUGUGAACUCCCGAUAUACUGCGUUUAAAAAUACAACUGACAGUUCAUUAUCUUUUUUUACUUCAUGGGUUUGGUUGCAUCUGUUGCCACUGAUUCCUGGUGAAUACUAAAAAAAAUCGUUAUUAUCCGUAAAAAGACAAAUAUAUUAGGUCAAAUAAACACAGCGUAAAAGACUUCAAUCAAUCAAAAGUCCACAAUACGAUACAAACGAAACUUCAGAUUGUGUAACACUAACCCCGCAAAACUUUAGGCAUGAACUCGUGUGUUCCGGAAGGGUAAGUUGUUCCUGUUUCAUUAGUGUCAAAUUAAUCCCGGUUGCCGGUUGCAAUGGAGAGAAAAAUAUGGAGCACGUGUGUUGAAUAUAAAAAAAUACAAUAAAACAGCGACAGAAUGGACACGAAAAUAUGCCAUGUGACAUGUGGUCAACUGGAAUUUAGUAUAAAUGGUUUUUAUUUUAAUUUUGUUAAUUUCUACAUUUUGUUACUAAAUAUAUUUUCGUUUACAAACAUUUUAUAGACGCUAUUUUUGUUUUAUAUAUUUGUAAAGAUUAAAUUCUGUGAAGUUUAUUUUCUCCCACUUUCUAUUAGUCCACAUGUUGUUCAGUGAAGGCUUUGUUUAAGUGCAGUUAAGAUUAAAAUGUCUUGAUAAGCAGUUUUAAAUUCUUACAAGAUAAUGGCAAAGAUUGUUCCAAACAUAUUAUACAAUUAUUUUGAUUAUUUUGUUUUCUGAAAAUAUUCACAUAUUUUUCACUUUUGAAAAGAAUUUUAGUACUUUGAAAGACCACUUUCGAGUUAUGUCCUUCAGGAAAAGUUCGUUGAAUAUGCAUGCCUUUAUGACGUUAUUAACCAGAUAGACCGCAUGUAUCCCUGCAAUAUUAAAGUUCAUGAAGCGUUUUCGUGAUCGUCAUUAAGCAGGAUAAACUAGGUACUUAACCACAAUUCCUAAUGACAGCAGUGCUAAUAAUCAAUUAUAAGAAUUAAAUUUUUCGAAUAAUUCGUGCAAUAUAUAGCAUCAUAUAUUUUCUCAACCGCUUGCUCAACAUGGGAAGGAAGUGACGAUGCCCCUAAACGCACGAAUGAUGUUCACUGAAACCAAAGUUUUUGACGGAAAUGCAAUGAACUCGAAGGUGGUCGAUUUGCUGUUAUUUAUCAACUUGGUUAUAUAUCGUGUUAAUAUAUUUAUGGAGAGAGAGAGAGAGACUGCAUAAUAAUAGACUUGGAUAAUUUGUCGACAAAAUGGCUAAAAAUAUCCCUAUAAGUACUUCCCAUAAGCACCUUAGAGUAAACUUCAGUAGUGACGCAAAAUGGAACAAUGGAACAAUCAUACUGACAGUAUACUUAUAAAUGUAAACUUGAGUACCGGCUGACUCGAUAUAAUUUAGAAAAAAAUCUACCUAGUUUUUAUUAGACCCAUUUUUGAAUAUGCCACGGAUAAUUCUGAUAUAAUUCUGAGAUAUGUUAUUCAAAUAAAUUAGAAAACUUGCAAUUCGGAAAUAAAAUUAAUAAAUAAUUAAACCAAAGCAAAGUUACAACGUAUUAUCUGUACGGUCCGAGGAAACUGAAUAUUAUUUUAACUCAGUUGCGAUGUUCCGCCUCAUUUUAAAACUUUUACCUUUUCAAAGCUAACAUUACAGGGGAUCCUUCCUGUCAGUGUGGGUCUGAUAUUGAGGAUGUUCAUCAUUUCUUCUUCGUUUGUUCAAAACACACUACAUGUAGAGAAACUUUACUCUAUAUUUUUGUCUUUGCGUUGUCAUAAGAUUUUUGCAAUUGGCGUCGUCGGUUUCUAUUCGACUUAUGAGUUUUGAAUAUCCCAUUGUUUUCUUCCGACUUUUUAUUUUAAUUACUUUUAAAAUAUUUUAUGUGCGUAACUUUAGGAACUUGUGAUACCUUAAAACAAUACAGAAGCGAUUGUUAUCAUGUUAUAACAUUGCAGGGUUAUUCAUGUUUUAUAAACCACUAGAAAGUAUCCUGCGCAUGAAGAAUACCUUCGACUCUUAAAGAACGACCAUUUGAUAAUCGGCAGGGGAUGGGGGGAUCGAGAUUUUUUAGGGGACGAAUACUCAUUUUCACCGAUUUAUUUUUUCGCCUUGCAAAAAUUACUUUUACUUUUGUACACAAAUGUUUCCUGCAUUUUCUAUGGCAGAAUCUUCAUUUUUAUCUUGUCGUUAUUUUUUUUAGUCUUUAUUAGAACAGAAUAUUCAUUUUCAACAUCCACCUGCCUUCCCCUCCUGAAGAUCGAAUGGUUAUUCCUUUUAUUUUUCUUAAUUUUCGUUUGAAUGAAUUUACCAGUAAAUAAAAUAGUCUCGUAAUUGAAAUAAUCAUCGUUGAUAAACAAAGACAGAUUAAAACAAGGAAAUUAAAUAUUCUCGACAGUCUAUAAUAUUUGUUUAAUUGGAUUGUUGUAAAAUGAGACAACACCAAUAACAUCAAAGCGUAUCGUAAAUACCCGAAUGUGUUAAUUGUUAGUAAUUAUUGAUUACACGGAAUAACAAAAGGAUCUGAAAGGCUGAACAAAGUUAAACACAACUGGAUCCCUUCUUACAUCUAAGUGCCUAGUGUAAGUAUUUGUGACGUCAAAGACUUUCUAGAAUUUUCUAUGUAUAAAAAAAUUUAAUUUUCAAAAAUACAUACAAAAUGCAGUUUGUAAAGAAACGCAGGGAGGUUUAUGCUUGUAAGAGCUUAUAUGCCAUUCCGAGUUCAACCUGAUAAAUCUAAACAACAAUUGUUGUAUAUCACCUUCAGUAAGAGCCAAGCAAUUUCCAGAAAAUCGAAAAAUUCGUUCAUUUAAUAUUAUAGAUAUAUUAGAAUUAUUCGGUAUAACGUAACAAAUAUUUUAUGAGCCAUAUGUCAACUUAUGCACCGUUCGCGUUUCGGUCCUCUCCCAGUGGCCUUUUUUUUUAAAUAUUACUCUCAAUUUGAUAUGCAAAUGAAAAAUGUAUAGACCAAUUCUAAAAAUGAUAACGGUGCUUUCCUGAUCUUUGAAUUAUUUUUUUUAAUUUUCUUAAUACGAUUUGAGCCAUGAUUUCGUUACAACAAAAUGUAUACAAAUGGCGGAAAUUCGAUUGAAAAAGGUAAGUAAUCACAAAGUAAACAAAAUCCUUCUUUCAUGCAAUCAACCAAAACGAAAACGAAAACUACACCAACUUACAAUUUCUUUCAUCAUGUAAUACAUAUUAAUAGUUUCUGAAAUAAGGCCAACUUUUUGCAGGCAUUUAGAUAUAGAUUCUGACUAGAAGCAAAAUAGAGGCGAAAGAUACCAAGUCGAAAACAAACUGACAAUGCUAUUGCAAAUGCAUGAAUACAAAAAAAAAUGCUCACAUUUUAUAGGGAUUAUUGCUUUUAACAAGUUUAAAUGACAGUUUUUGAUUACUUUUUGUGUGUUUUGCCUUUUAUCUCAAACACUUUUUUUUAGAGAGGCAGAAACUUUAAACAACGUAAAUUAGCAGCAAUGCAAGAUUUGCAAACAUGCUUAGUGACCGAAAUCAUUAGACGACUCUUUUUAGGAGUUAUUGUCCUUAAUGACAAUUUUGAAUAUUUUUUGUUGUUUUGCCGAAUAAACGAAAACUACAAUAGGUAUGAACUAACGAAAAUCACCAAUACACAAAAAAUUAUAAUAUGACAGACAUAAUUGGACGUUUUCCUAAAGGAGUUAUUGUCCUUUAAUGUCAUUUUUUUAAUAAUAUUCAAGUUUUUGCUAACUAUUUCGAAACCAAUUAUAGAUAUAUUUUUGACCGAUGAGCGAUUCAGGCUAUUAGGAGCCUCUUGUUCCAACAUAACCAUACCGAAGCUACUUGAUCGGGACGUCAUCUCUAAUUUAAUAUUUGAUAGACGCUUUAUAUUAGGAACUUAUGGAAUUUUCUAAAUAUCCUCGUCUAGGUUGUUCGUCAGGCCCAAUAGACGAUAACAGUAAGUUUGUAAACUGCAUUUUGAGUAUUAUAGGCUAAUAUCAUAUAGAGGUUUAAUACAUGGAAAAGGUCUGAUUCAAAAACAGUUAUCAAAUUAAAUAGACAACCUGUUUCAAAUAGUUAAUUCAAAUUUAUUUCAGUGUGUUCCGAUCUGGAUACCGUUUCACUUUAAAUUGAAAGAGAUGUGGGAACUAUUUCAGUUUAAUCAAAAGAGAUGUGGGGAUUAGGUCAAUCAAAUAGCAAAAGAUCGAUACAAAUAACCAAAAAACACCAAUAGAACAACUUAAUGUCGUUAACAACAACCAGGUGUCUUUACAAAGUAUCAAGCUCUAAAUUGUCUUGAAUCUAUAAAAUUUGUUAAUAUUGGAAAGGGGGAGGGGAUAACGGAUAGCACAACAACCACCAGCACCCAUCUCUUUCAAAACAAUGGACUAAUAAAUACAGACAAAUAACGACGGAACAUAGGGUUCAGAUAAAUUUGUACUAACCAACCAACAAUUAGGUGGUAAGAUAAUUUAAUCAUGAACUAUCAAAGAUCUGCCAUUGCACAAAAGUUCAAAAUCACCAAAACACAUUAAGGUAUGGCAUAAGACGACUACUUAUUGCGUUCAUUGAUUGGGAUAGACAUGGUCGUGAUUAAUGAAAAACAUCUUUACUGAAUCUGGAGCUGAUGUCAAUUAGCUAUGAUAGAUUAAAUCAGAUAAACGAUUGAUAAAAUGUAAAAGCAUUAUAUUUGAGAUAUAUAUAAUAACUAAUAAUGUAUAAUUUUAGUCUGAAAAAUUUAAAAGAUAUCUCAGUCAUUUAUCUAUUUCUGUCUGUGAAUUUGUUAAAAAAAAUGAAAACAACAUGUUAUAAAUUUAAUGCGCCCGAAGCAGUUUUCUGGAUUUACCUUCAUCAGGAACGCUCAAAGCCGAAUAUUUGAAAUCCGUGGGUGUAUAAGAACCAAAAUAGUUGAAGAGCUAUAUGACCAAAAAGGAACCUAAAAUAAAACCAAAUCCAUCUAAGGACAACUUUGCCUGAGGGAGUUGAAACCUCAGUUUCUUUAUAAUUUAAAAAUUUAUAAACGGACAAUUUUAGUAAUGUUUGUUAUAAAUCAUGUCAGUACCGAGGUACUGACUACUGAGCUGAUGCAACCCUCGUGUAAGUGUUUAGACAUAUUAACGUAGGAAAUUGAAUUUUAGUCUAUUAAUUUUUAAAUUAGUUGAUGAACAAGGAGACAACACUUAUAAAACCUGAUCGUUAAAACCCGAAUUUGUUAACUGUUAGUAGUAAGUAAUGAUAACAGAGAAAACAGAAGAAUCUGAAAGGAUGUAAUUAGCAGACUUAAGAACACUAAAACACAACUUAACUGGAUAGGUCUUUACAUCAAAUAUGAAUAUUUGUAACUUCAAAAACAUUCCAUAAUUUUCUAUUGUUGGGAAACUUUAAUUUCAAAUGUAAAUACAAAAUGCAUUUGUAAAUAAACGCAUAAAGAUUUAUGCUUGACAGAGCUUAUAUGUUAUGCGAGUUCAACCUGAACAAUCUGAACUACGGGUAUUGUAUAUCUAUUUAAGUGAUUGCCACGCAAUUUCCAGAAAAUCAUUCGUUUAGUAUAAUAGAUAGAUUAGAAUUAUUAGGGAUAUCGUACAAUAUAAUUCAUGUGAAUGAAUUAACGCAUUUCGGUCUUCACCAAUUUUUUUUUUUUCUUUUUCAAUAUAACUCUCAAUUUGAUUUACAACUAAAAUGUUGUGUAUCAAUUCUAAAAAUAAUAUCGGUGGUUUUAUGACCUUUAAAUUCUUUUGUAUGCUUUCAAUAUCAUUUUCGGGAAACUUAGUUUUUCAUAAAUGCAUACAAAUGGCCGAAAUUCGAUUGGAAAAGGAACUUUUAGAAAUUUCUAAAGAUCCUCCUCCAGGUUGUUCAGCUGGCCCAUUAGAUGAUAACAUAUUCAUAUGGGAAGCCAUGAUAGCUGGACCAUAUGAUGAUGAAAAAAGUCCUUACGCUGGAGGAGUAUUCUUCUUACGAUUAACGAUCCCCAAUAAUUACCCUUGGCAACCUCCAAUGGUUAAAUUUCUCACAGAUAUUUACCAUCCAAAUGUUAAACAAAGCUCGAGGGAUUUGUGUUUAAACAUACUUAGUUCAGGGUGGUCGCCAGAUUUAACCAUAUCAAAAUUAUUGCUAUGUAUAAAAGCAUUAUUAGAUUCUCCAGAUCCUAAUGGUGGAAAAUUGAGUUUAUCGGAAGCUUUGACAUACAACAGAACGGCGGCUGAUUGGACACGAAAAUGUGCAAUGUUAGAUGAAUAUUAAAUAUGUUAUAUCAA